AUGACUCCGCCCCUCUUGCCGCUGGGAAACCUGUCCCUUUUAUAAGAUUACGUUUACGUCAGCCCGCUCUACGUAGUUUUGCGUCAUCAGUACAAGGCGGAGAGGCGGGACUUCCUGUCCCUGGUGCUAACAGCUUCCGAGAGAAGCCGGAAGAGUCCCGAUCCUGGACAGAAUCCGGAGUUGCCAGCCCCUCCCCCGGCCUCUACGGAAAGAAGAGCCCAGGGACCGUCCUGGCGAAGUCAAAACAUUUAUCCUGGCCUUGUCAGUGUGCACCCGGCCAUGGAGCUCUCUGAUGUCUCCCUCAUUGAGGGUGUGGGUAAUGAGGUGAUGGUGGUGGCAGGUGUGGUGGUGCUGAUUCUAGCCUUGGUCCUAGCUUGGCUCUCUACCUACGUAGCAGACAGCAGCAGCAACCAUCUCCUGGGCAGUAUUGUGGCAGCAGGCGACACAUCUGUCCUCCACCUGGGGCAUGUGGACCAGCUGGUAGGCCAAGGCACUCCAGAGCCAACUGAACUCCCCCAUCCGUCAGAGGGUAAUGAUGAGAAAGCUGAAGAGACCAGUGACAACGGGGGAGACCCCACUGGGGAACCUGGAGCUAGGGGAGAUACGGAGCCCAGCCUUGAGCAUUUCCUUGACAUUCAAGGCCUGUCUAAAAGACAAACAGGCCUGGAGAACAGUGGUCCAGAAGCUCCACUGGGAUUGGAGGAUAGCACCUGCCUCUCUCCUAGCCCCAGCCUCAUCAAUGUGCGGCUCAAGUUCCUCAAUGACACUGAGGAGCUGGCUGUGGCCAGGCCAGAGGACACUGUGGGUGCCCUAAAGAGCAAAUACUUCCCUGGACAAGAGAGCCAGAUGAAACUGAUUUACCAGGGCCGGCUGCUGCAGGACCCAGCGUGCACUCUGCGUUCCCUGAACAUUACUGACAACUGUGUGAUACACUGCCACCGCUCACCUCCUGGGGCAGCUGUUCCUGGCCCCUCGGCCUCUUUGCCCCCCUCAGCUACUGAGCCAUCCAGCCUCGGUGUCAACGUGGGCAGCCUCAUGGUGCCUGUGUUUGUGGUGCUCUUGGGUGUGGUCUGGUACUUCCGUAUCAAUUAUCGCCAGUUCUUCACAGCACCUGCCACUGUCUCCUUGGUGGGAGUCACGGUCUUCUUCAGCUUCCUAGUAUUUGGGAUGUAUGGACGAUAAGGACAGGAAGAAAAUGAAAGGCAUGGUCUUCUUCCUUUAUGGCCUCCCCCCUUUCCUGGCCAGAGCUGGGCCCAAGGGCCUGGGAGGGAUAUGAUAGGUACCCUGUCCAUAGGACAGAGGAGGCAGGUACAUGGCUCCCUUCAUAUCCACAGGGUAGACAUUCCCUCUGUGCAAGCACAACUCAGGUAGAAACAAGGAUGUCAUUUUCCCUUUUUUGGAGUCCUGAAGUUUAAAGCCAAAGGCUACUAAGUUCAGUGAGACACCUCGACUCUGGGGAUUCCCUCCCAACUGUGGCCCUAGCUCUUUCCAGUGUCCUGCAUGUCCACUCCCUAGCCCCUAGGGUUGUCUGUAUGGACAGCUCAGCAUGGCCUCAGCACACUUCUGCCAGGAGCUCAGUGUCCUUCCACUCCUUAGUUGAGUGUGGAAUUUUGAAACUAGUAUUUGGGCAGGAAUGAAGACUGUGCCAGCUUUCCCUACAGGCAUUCACCUGCCACCACCUCCUUGUACCCCAUGUAGCAGGAAUAGGGUUUCCCCUCUUUCAAAGCACUUUGCUUGCUCUUUUUUCUAAAUAGCUUUUUACAGAGUUCAGUCAGGAAGGGGAUUGGGGCAAAAGGCCAAACCCCCAGCAUUGAGAGGGACUAGGUCACAGCUGCUACUAAUCUAGGUCUAAGGCUAUAAGAGAGCACUGGCCCUCAGCAAGUGUCCUGCCCAGCUCAAAGAAGUUCUGGGUAUAGGUGCCCUAAGCCCUUGCUUCUGGGACUGUUAGAUGGUCAGUGUAUGUGAAUAAAAUUCCAUCUUGUGGC
Molecule: messenger RNA, 1985 nt
Organism: Nannospalax galili (Upper Galilee mountains blind mole rat)
Lineage: Eukaryota; Metazoa; Chordata; Mammalia; Rodentia; Spalacidae
Gene: Tmub2
Product: transmembrane and ubiquitin like domain containing 2
Molecular function (GO): protein binding
Source: RefSeq, a predicted model, not a curated record